CAAGAUCUGGGAAUGGACAUGGUACAUGCACCGUUCACUGUCUCUCAUUGUGAAGUAGUGGACACUAGAACACAUUUAGACUGGAAGGUAUUAAGACAAUCAAGAUGCCUGCGAGCCAGAGUCGAUCCAGGGCGAGGGAGCGUACCAAUGUGCUGAACAGACCUGAGUUUAUGUCUUUAAAUCAGCCUUUGAAGAAUACUAACGCUGAAGCUCGGGGCACAGCACGGAGGCCGUUGCAGAGACAGCAGCAAAGUCAGCACCAACCAGGUGAAAAUGUGCAGCACGAGUCGGUGGAGAAUAAUAAAGAAAGGAAGGAAUUACCAGAGGAAGACUGCAUGCAGCUUCACCCAUCAUUCAAAGGAAUUGCCAUGAACUCUCUUCUGGCCAUAGAUAUCUGCAUGUCCAAGAGUCUCGGUGUAUGCGCUCACACGACAUCAUCAUGUGGAAGCAUGCGCUCCAUGGUCAAUCUGCUCGCGCUCACUGGCCAUGCCAUCCCAUGGAUUUUCGGCACAAUUUUAUGUCUCUCAAGAAGCAACACGUUGGCAGGUCAAGAGGUUUUGGUCAAUUUGCUGCUAGCUCUCUUAUUGGAUGUGAUGACUGUAGCAGGCAUGCAGAAGUUGGUAAAGCGUAAAGGGCCCUGGGAAAUGGCACCCAGUUUCCUCGACUGCCUGGCCAUGGACAUCUAUUCUUUCCCAGCAGCUCAUGCAAGCCGGGCAGCCAUGGUAUCUAAAUUCCUGCUGGCACACUUGGUGCUUGCAGUUCCUCUGCGUAUUUUACUUGUGUUGUGGGCAGUUCUAGUUGGCAUAUCCCGCAUAUUGCUGGGUCGCCACUAUCUGACAGAUGUAGGUUGUGGCUUUGCCUUGGGAUUCCUCCAUUACAGUUUAGUGGAGAUGGUGUGGUUGUCCUCUAGCACUUGCCAGACCCUGAUCUCCAUAGGAACAUUCAACUGGAUCCCCCUCUACUGACCAUUGCAUGUCAUCUAAAGGAUUUAAAAUGCCUCUGUGUCUUUCCUCUGUUCAGGUUAAGUGCCCUCCAUCUAUAUUAAAAGUAUAUAUAUAUAUAUAUAUAUAUAUAUAUAAAAACAUUACCCUAAUCAGCAAACAUCUUUAAGCCUGAUUUAUUUAUUUUUAAAUUUCUGCCAAAGCAAUAUGAAGUUUUGAGAAACACUUUGGAAAAGAAUCAAUUGGAAAUGUUGCCCUUGCUUGAAGAGAAUGAAUAAUGAUGCAAACAUUUAUACUGCUAAAAUCGAUUAAGGCCAAAUCAGAAUAUGUGAUUUAAAGUUGAUUGACUGAUUAUAUCGAUCACAGUAAGAGAGCGAACAAUUGCUCAGUGACUUUCUCAAACUGCAUAAUGAGUUAUGUCAGAUUACUAUUUUCUUGAAAUUGUAUGUAAUUUUCAGAAUAUUUACCUUGUAUUUGAAGAAAUGUUGUAGGCCUAAAUUAAACCAUCAUGGAUUAUUUAACAAGUCACCUUGAACAAUUUAACACUUUUUGGACUGUGUUUGUUUAAAUUCAGUUAUUGAACAUAACAUUUUACUCUGAAUGUUUCACAUGCAUAUUAAUAAAUUACUUAAGUAUUCAUAGUCAACAUUUCAAGUACAUUUUUAACUUUUACCAGAAAGUUGUUUGUAUUAAAUUAUAGUAUAUGUUGUUAAAUUCAAAUUGCAGCAAGCCUCAUGUGCUAUUUUGUACGAUUCUCACAGCAUUGUUAUUUGUGGUAUGGCCACAUAAACAAAUGAAUGUAAAUUAAUUUGAUGC
Molecule: messenger RNA, 1757 nt
Organism: Xyrauchen texanus (razorback sucker)
Lineage: Eukaryota; Metazoa; Chordata; Actinopteri; Cypriniformes; Catostomidae
Product: inactive phospholipid phosphatase 7-like
Exons: 2
Coding region: 105-965 (286 amino acids)
Cellular component (GO): nuclear envelope
Molecular function (GO): sphingosine-1-phosphate phosphatase activity
Source: RefSeq, a predicted model, not a curated record